Messenger RNA from Humulus lupulus (European hop), 978 nucleotides. RefSeq names its product phenylacetaldehyde reductase-like. The record is from RefSeq and is a predicted model, not a curated record. Lineage: Eukaryota; Viridiplantae; Streptophyta; Magnoliopsida; Rosales; Cannabaceae. Gene Ontology annotation, molecular function: oxidoreductase activity, acting on the CH-OH group of donors, NAD or NADP as acceptor. The transcript has 6 exons. Bases 1 to 978 code for a protein of 325 amino acids.
AUGAGCAGAGAAGGAAAGGUGGUGUGUGUGAGUGGAGCGUCAGGUUACAUAGCUUCAUGGCUAGUGAAGCUCUUAUUACAAUAUGGUUACAAUGUCAAAGGAUCUGUUCGUGACCUAAAUUAUUCAAAUAAAAUAGAACACUUGGUUGCACUGGAUGGAGCCAAAGAGAGACUUCAUUUGUUCAAAGAAAAUUUAAUGGAAAAAGGCUCUUUUGAUUCUGCUAUCAAUGGAUGUGAUGGCGUCUUUCACACAGCAUUUCCUGUACUUCUUCAUUCUGUUAUUGACCCUCAGGCAGAAUUGAUUGAGCCAGCAGUGAAGGGAACACUGAAUGUUCUGAGAUCAUGUGCAAAAGCUCAAUCUGUAAAGAGAGUGGUUGUAACAUCUUCCUUGGCUUCAGUAUUAUACAAUGGAAAAGAGCUUACCUCUGAUGUGGUUGUUGAUGAGACAUGGUUUUCUGAUCCUAUUGUUUGUGAGAAUAUGAAGAAUUUCUAUGCAGUUUCGAAAAUUCUAGCUAAGGAAGCUGGUUGGAAAUUUGCAAACGAAAAUGGGAUUUAUUUGGUCACCAUUCAUCCAGGACUUGUGCUUGGUCCUCUAUUACAGCAAACUAUCAAUUCGAGUGUGAAAAGAAUUACGAAACUAGUGAAUGGACCUCAAAUGUUUCCCAAUUUAGUUUAUGCAUGUGUUGAUGUGAGAGAUGUUGCUAAGGCACAUAUUCAAGCAUUUGAAACUGCUUCAGCUAGUGGAAGAUAUUGUCUAGCUGCAUGUGUUGCCCACAUUUAUGAGUUUUUGAAGAUAUUAAAACAGCUCUACCCUGCUCUAACCAUUCCUGAAAAAUGUGAAGAUGACUUGCCUCUGAAGCCAAAUAGCCAAGUUUCAAAUGUGAAGGCAAAAAGUUUGGGAAUUGAUUUCAUUCCCUUGGAAGUGAGUCUGAGAGACAUUGUAGAGAGCUUGAAGGAGAAAGGUCUUUUUAACAUCUAA